ACAAGUCGUCUCCUAAGUCGUAAGUGCGCGCGAGGCCGAGCCAUAUGACAAAUUUUUUAUUUAUUUUUCCCCAGCAUUAAAAUGGCCGCGGAUCGCAGCGGCCGCUGGCUGGAUUCUCAUACUAGCACCGGCGGCGGGGCAGCAAGCCCCGAUCGCUCACUGUGAUAUGGCUUCCACCUCCGGCUUGCAGCACCGCUGCGUCUUCGUUGGGAACAUACCUUACGAUGCCACCGAGGAACAGCUGAUACAGAUUUGCGAGGAGGUUGGCCCCGUAGUCUCCUUCAGGUUGGUACUUGAUAAGGAAACUGGAAGGCCUAAAGGUUAUGGCUUUUGUGAGUACAAAGAUGAAGAAACAGCGCUUAGUGCUCGUCGCAAUCUCCAAGGCUAUGAGAUAAACGGACGCCAACUGAGAGUUGACUUUGCAGAGAAUGACAAAGGAGUUGAUCGAAAUAGGGAACAGGGUCGUGGUGGCCCAGGAUUGACAUCAAGUACUGAUAGCCAGAAAUCAUUAGCUACUCAACCAUUUGUUGGAGAUGCAACCCUUCAACGACUAUUAGUGCUUCCACAAGCAGCUGCAGCUGCCUCUAUAAUGGCUGAAGCAUUAGGUGGACCACAGACUAGUAGUCAAUCUCAAUUUAGAAGUGGUCAGCCCAAUUUUCCUGGCUCGGGAAAUGAUCCUUUGGCCAAUUACCUUGCAUGUAUGUCCAGAUACCAGCUAAAUGAAAUUAUGUUGGAGAUGAAGGCCUUGGCUACAAAAAACAGGACUCAGGCUCAGGAACUGCUGCAGGCAAGUCCACAAUUGACGAAGGCACUUUUUCAGGUACAAAUUAUGCUUGGUAUGGUAACACCACAAAUGAUGCAAGUCGCAGGUAACCAGAAAACAUUAAGUGUAGUAGCAAUGCCUUCAGUCCAGGAUAAUAAACAGGAUUUCGAGCCUUCAACACCUUACCUUGGUCAAGUUUCCUUACAUAAAGAAGCAGCGGUUGAACCAUUUUGGAGAUCUUCUGAAUCUCAAGGAAAAAACGUUUUACCAAAUCCUGCAAUUUUCCAGCAUUCUUCACUCCCCCCUAAACAUUUGCCUCUUCAUGCUCAUCGGCCACCUCUGUCCCAAAAUCAAAUUUAUGCUCAAGGAGCAAUACCUGGAAUAGCUGGUGUGUCUAUGCCCGCAAAUGUACAAGCUCCACCUUUCCCUUCUUCUGUGAGUUCCGUACCACAAGUGCAGCCCUCUCUAUUGCACCAAUUCAGACCGGUUGGAACUACAAGCAUUGGUCUACAACAUCAAGCCAUCCUGCCAAAUAAUAGUCUGCAGCAGUCAUUUUUGCCUCAUCCUUUAAAAUCCCAGAUUCCCUCGUUGAAUAACCCACUGCAAUCAACUGGGCUGGAGAUGCUUUUGAGGGAAGCUCGGCCAUCUUCUUCUAACCUAGAUUUAACUUCUGCAUCAAGAAUUAGCACAGAAAAACCUAGUUCUCUACGAGGUUUGGUAAAGCAAAAUGAAAUGUCAAGUGCGACAAUAGGACUAUCAACUCAUCCUUCAAAACGACCAAGAUUGGAAGAGGGAGGUAUUGCUCAUAAUUUGAUUAGUAGAAACUCUUCUGUAGGUGGCCUAUGUCAAGCUCAGUCGUCUGAUCCUUCCCUUUCAGCCGGAGAAAAAGUAUCCAGUGCAGAUGGGAUGCAGAACACACAAAAGCAAACGCCCCAGCUUUCAGUAGAAGAGGAAUCAGUGCUCCUUCAGCAGCUCAUGAGCUUGACGCCUGAACAGCUUAGUUCAUUGCCAUCAGAGCAGCAGCAGCAAGUUCUGGAGAUCCAACGGACACUUCGUUCGAAGCCACUCGUCUAGCUUUUGUAGAUUGGUUGCUUCUUCACCUUUAUGAGAUUUUAUUGAGGUCCUGAGGGUUUUUCUCAGACCAAUUCUUUUUCUCGGGGCUGUUAAAAAUAUUUAAAAUUAAUAUUAUUCAAAUUUAGUAAUUUCAUUUGGGCUCUAAUUUUAGACGA
This is a messenger RNA of Phalaenopsis equestris, 1992 nucleotides long. Its product is annotated as cleavage stimulating factor 64. The record is from RefSeq and is a predicted model, not a curated record. Gene Ontology annotation, molecular function: mRNA binding. Bases 167 to 1837 code for a protein of 556 amino acids. Lineage: Eukaryota; Viridiplantae; Streptophyta; Magnoliopsida; Asparagales; Orchidaceae. Gene Ontology annotation, cellular component: mRNA cleavage and polyadenylation specificity factor complex. The transcript is spliced from 10 exons.